AUGUCGACCACCACUGUCGCAACGACAGCCACAACCAGGCAGAUCAACACCUUUACGCUGGAGGAUACUGACCAGGUGCAGCCCUUAAAUGAUGCCGGACCGCCGCCGUCUCGGAAAUUCCACCUUCGACGGAUCCUCGUAGUCACCCAGGUCUUUGCCAUCACCCUUACGGCCAGCGUGAUCAACGGCCUGGUAGUCGUCGGUCUGCCGACAAUUACCAAGGAUCUCCAAUUGCCGCCCUCGUUGUCAUUCUGGCCCUCAUCGGUCAGCAGUCUCGCUACUGCCUCGUCGCUCUUGUUAGCGGGAUCCAUUGCCGAUGCGAUCGGACCACGAUGGGUCGAGCUGGUCGGAGCUUUUAUUAGCGGCGGUUUGAUGAUCGGUCAAGGGUGUUCUCGCACGGGAGAGCAGUUGGUCGCCUUGAGAGCACUCCAGGGAGUCGGGCUCGCCUUCCAUCUGGCCUCGUCCGUGUCCAUCAUCACGCAGAUUCUACCUCAAGGCCGAGGCCGGAACUUUGCGUUCUCGUGUGUCGGUCUCAGUCAGCCCCUGGGCUUUUCAAUUGGCUUGGUCAUCGGUGGUAUCCUAAUCGAUACCAUCGGCUGGCGUUCGGGAUGGUACAUUGCCGGCGGUAUCACCCUUGUCUUCGCCGUUAUUGGUCUGUGGGCAGUGCCCAAGAGUCGAUCCCACCAAUAUGCGGACCGUCUGCAUAAUAUUAGAGCCAAGGUGGACUGGGUAGGAGCCGGGUUGGCCUCCGCAUUUAUGGCAUUGCUGUGUUAUCUCCUGGCGAUUUUGAGUGCUAAUCCCUCUCGCAUCAAGAGUGCCGAGAGCAUUGUCAUUCUGUGUAUUGCUGUGGCCGCACUACCGUCAUUCGUCGGUUGGGUCCAUCGCCAAACUAAGCGAAACAAGCCGGCCUUGAUCCCGAACUCGAUGUGGGCGAACACCUCCUUCACAACGAUCUGUGCCAUCGUUGCCAUGUCUAGUGCGGUGAUCAACUCCAUGGAACUGUUUGCAGCCUUAUUCUUCCAAGAAGUCCAAGACCUCCCUGCGCUCCAGGCCUCCAUCCGUAUUCUGCCAAGUCUGGUCGUUGGCGUUAUUAUGAACAUCAUAAUCGGGCUGUUCGUCCACAGGGUUCCCGCUUACUUGAUCGCAACCACCUCGUCUCUCGUCUGCGCCGGGUCACCCUUACUCAUGGCCGUGAUCCAACCCUCUUGGCCGUAUUGGGGAAACGCAUUCGUCGCCCAGCUUUUGCAGCCCGUUAGCUUUGACGCUCUUUACACCGUGGGAUUAAUCGUCAUCACAGACGUGUUCCCCGACGACACUCAAGCUCUCGCAGGGGCGGUGUUCAACACGUCCUCGCAGUUCGGCAGUGCGCUGGGAAUGGCUGUUCUCCAGGUCAUCUCGACCGUCAUCACCGAUCAGUCGGACAAGGACAAAGUCCCCGCUUUGAUGGAGGGAUAUCGGGCGAGCUUCUGGGCUAUGUUCGCGUUGAUGCUGUGCUGCACGGUGGUUGGGUUCUUUGGCAUGCGCAAGGCUGGUAAGGUUGGGUUGAAGCAGGAUUAA
Messenger RNA from Aspergillus affinis, 1557 nucleotides. Its product is annotated as putative MFS transporter. The coding region runs from base 1 to 1557 and encodes 518 amino acids. Gene Ontology annotation, molecular function: transmembrane transporter activity. Gene Ontology annotation, cellular component: membrane. Gene Ontology annotation, biological process: transmembrane transport. The record is from RefSeq and is a predicted model, not a curated record. Lineage: Eukaryota; Fungi; Ascomycota; Eurotiomycetes; Eurotiales; Aspergillaceae. The transcript is spliced from 3 exons.